CGCCGUUGACCUCCUUCUCCUCCAGCUGUCACCACUAUUCAUUCUCUUUCUCUCUCCUCCUAUCCAUUCUCGAGUUGCUGCUCUCUUUGUACCAUAUCUUCCCGCAUUCCCGUUCAUCUCGUUAUCGUUUUAUUCGUUUACUCGAUUUCACAACCCGCCUCUCGCUACCAUGGCCGACCAGCAGCAGCAACCUCCAAAGCGAGUCAAGGACUGGGUUUACAGAAGCACCCGGCGAAUGGUUGGUAAAGUGACCUCCUUUGUCUGCAACAACGACGGCAAGCAGAUCCUUCUGAGUCCUGCCUUCCGAGGUAUCGAGAGUCACAUUAAACUUUAUGCCGACGAUAUCGGCCCCCCUGGCUCCAUCCUACGUAAGAAACACACCACCGAUGCAGACGAUGGAGGCUGUUUGCCCUGUCUCUCCUGGACGGAUGCCAACCCGGCCAAUGUCAAGUCCUACGCUCUGCUCUGUGAGGAUCUUGACGCUACAUACCCCGACCACAUGAACCAUGGAAUCUUCUACAAUAUCCCACCUUCUCGCAGGAACAUUACUGUAAACGACGUCGAGAAACAGGCCGGUGCCAAUAAUCCUCGUCUCACUUCCACCUCCUGGAACUUCGUGACCACCCACGGCAACAACUCGUAUCUCGUGCCUGAUCCUCCUGCUAACGAAGCAACCCAUCGCUACGUCUUCACCAUUAUCUCUCUGGAUUUGGCGCCGCUCAGCUUUGCACGCCCCAAAAAAGUCACCAAGAAGGAGUUUCACAAGGCAAUCGAGGGCAAGGUAAUUAGUUGGGGACAGUGGAUUGGAUCGUUGGGUCCUUCCACUGACAAGAAUGCUACCGUUGAGGGUGCUAAUGGCCAGGCCUCUGCCGGUGGAACUACUGCUGAACAGGCUUCUGCCAGUGGUGAGGCUUCCACCGGUCAAAUUAAUAUCGAAGGAGGCGUGACUACGACUGCGACCUAGACUGCGUUCAAGGUCAGCCUGCACCGGAUGGCAAUUGAUCGCGCUGGGCACAUUCAGGACGAGUUCCACCGGUUUGCCAGAUACACGACUUCGAUUUGUUUUUAUACUGGGCAUUAGGUGGCAUUGUUUACUGAAAAGUUGGUGUUUGGUUUCUAUUUGAUAUUUGUACCUAAUAUGACG
Aspergillus ruber CBS 135680 is the source of this 1144-nucleotide messenger RNA. RefSeq names its product YbhB/YbcL family Raf kinase inhibitor-like protein. The record is from RefSeq and is a predicted model, not a curated record. Lineage: Eukaryota; Fungi; Ascomycota; Eurotiomycetes; Eurotiales; Aspergillaceae. The transcript has 2 exons. Bases 170 to 964 code for a protein of 264 amino acids.